AUGCGGCGGUCGCGGAGUGGCGUGGCGGGGAAGACUGGGAAGGCUUGCGGGCAGAGGCGGCCCGCAGCCUCAGUGUCGUCCACCGCCUCGAGUGCCGGUGCCGGACGCGCGCGGCGUUCUCUGGACCAGUCCCGAGCUUCGGGGCGCGCGGUCGGUCGGCAGGCGUCCACAAAGCGGCAGCCAAGGCACUUGUCGCCGCGGGCCCUGGAAGCGGGCCCCGGAGAUCCGCUGCCGCCGCCGGAUCCUGUACCGCUCCCGCAGCCACCGCCACCGACCCCGGCUACCCCGACGUCCUCGGUUACCGCGCUGGACCUGGGCGACCAGAGGGAGCGCUGGGAGACGUUCCAGAAGCGGCAGCGGCUGAGCUGCGAGGAUGCAGCCAGGCUCCUGCUGGACACCUUUGAAUACCAAGGCCUGGUGAAACACACCGGUGGUUGCCACUGUGGAGCAGUUCGCUUUGAAGUUUGGGCCUCAGCUGACUUGCAUAUCUUUGACUGCAACUGUAGCAUUUGCAAGAAGAAGCAGAACAGACACUUCAUUGUCCCAGCUUCUCGCUUCAAGCUCCUGAAGGGAGCUGAGAGCAUGACCACAUACACGUUCAACACGCACAAAGCCCGGCACACCUUCUGUAAGAAGUGUGGUGUUCAGAGCUUUUAUACUCCCCGCUCAAACCCUGGAGGCUAUGGUAUUGCCCCACAUUGCCUGGAUGAGGGCACUGUGAGAAGUGUGGUCAUCGAGGAGUUCAAUGGCAGUGAUUGGGAAAAGACCAUGAAGGAGCACAAAACCAUCAAGAACAUGUCUAAGGAGUGAGCGUCUGCUUCCCUUCCAGGAGAGGAAGAAUGUCUAGGGC
Messenger RNA from Elephantulus edwardii (Cape elephant shrew), 850 nucleotides. RefSeq names its product centromere protein V (gene CENPV). Lineage: Eukaryota; Metazoa; Chordata; Mammalia; Macroscelidea; Macroscelididae. The transcript has 5 exons. The coding region runs from base 1 to 810 and encodes 269 amino acids. The record is from RefSeq and is a predicted model, not a curated record. Gene Ontology annotation, molecular function: carbon-sulfur lyase activity.